AUGGCGACGCCAGAUUCUGACGCGACUUCUCAGCCUCAAGACUCUGAUUCUCUUUCCAAUCCUAAUCCUCCCAACGCUCUCGUCCCCGCUGCUCCUGCCGUUUGCCUCCUCCGCUUCGCCACCGACUCUGCCGGCGGCGCUCUCAUGGGCUCCGUCUUUGGAUACGGUGCUGGAUUGUUUAAGAAAAAAGGUUUUAAAGGAUCCUUCGUAGAAGCGGGAUCUUAUGCAAAGACAUUUGCAGUUUUGUCUGGAGUUCAUAGCUUGGUUGUUUGCAUCUUGAAAAGACUUAGAGGAAAGGAUGAUGUCAUUAAUGCGGGGGUAGCUGGAUGUUGCACUGGUCUUGCUCUAAGUUUUCCAGGUGCUCCACAAGCUCUUCUGCAGAGCUGUCUCACUUUUGGGGCAUUUUCUUUUAUUAUGGAAGGGCUAAACAAGCAGCAACCAGCACUUGCAGUUCCCAUGUCCUGGAAAAAACGAUCUGUUAAAUACAAUGUACGUACUCCCAUGGCACUCCCCCUUCAACUCCCUCUUCCAGAAGAACUAAAAGAAGCCUUCUCUUUUUUCUCCGAGUCCCUGAAGAAGCGCAGCAAGGGAUCUUAUCCGACAUCUCAAUAA
Sphenostylis stenocarpa is the source of this 612-nucleotide messenger RNA. The record is from the annotation of a GenBank genome assembly. NCBI's taxonomy places the organism in Eukaryota, Viridiplantae, Streptophyta, Magnoliopsida, Fabales, Fabaceae.